Molecule: messenger RNA, 3011 nt
Organism: Aspergillus novofumigatus IBT 16806
Lineage: Eukaryota; Fungi; Ascomycota; Eurotiomycetes; Eurotiales; Aspergillaceae
Product: 1-phosphatidylinositol-4-phosphate 5-kinase
Exons: 3
Coding region: 148-2790 (880 amino acids)
Biological process (GO): phosphatidylinositol metabolic process
Molecular function (GO): phosphatidylinositol kinase activity
Source: RefSeq, a predicted model, not a curated record
AGCGAUUUCCUCCCGUCUGCUCGCUCGGAUUCGUUGGUCCACGCAGACCUCACGUCACAGUCCCAUCUCCUCUUCCCUCCUUUCCCCUGGAACUCCUCCUCGCUGCCCCUUGGGAGCCGCAACAAUAAGGGAAAAAAGGAGCGCACCAUGCCCUCUUUCUCCAACGACGGGCCUUUUCAGUCAUCUACUGUUACGGCCACACACCCUCGCCCGUUUGAUUCACCGCAAGGGAAACCGCACGACAGAGCACCCGUGGGAAAUACCUUUCUAUGGACAAACUGGCCGAACGGUGAUACGAACCACAUAGAAUCGCAAUCCACCGAUCGUCACUAUUCCCCAGAUCUGAAGAAUGGCAGUGCCUAUUCUUUGAAUGGGCCCCGAUCAAGCGCUAGCUCCUACACACGAGAUUUACCACAUUCGAAAGAUGGCAGCAUGCAUUCGUUAGGGAAUGGAUCGGUCCGCGAUCCUAGGGAGAGUGGCCGGUUUUCAAUGACGAUGGACAAGGAUUUUACUCGAAAAUCUUCUGAUGCUGGAGCCAGUGCUGGCGUUGGCUCAGCUGCAGGGUCCAUCUCCAGCGCCCAGCAGGUCAAUGGGAUCUCGUCGAGCCACCGGACCCCCAACGGAAAGUCGCUGGUUAACGGAGAUCGCCCCCAACCGUCGGUUGACGAAGUGGUUUCUCAGAACUCGACUGCGGCCGCGAACGGGAACACCAUCUCUGCCUCGCUCCCCGAAGAUACCAGCCGGCUCGCGUCCGAACCCGAUCGAUUGACUCCCUCACAGACGGCAGCUCCUCACCGUUAUUCUUCCCCGCCUCUCCCCUCAGCCGCCGCUGACGCUAGUCACACGCAAGAUCCCGCAGCAUCAGGCCUUCGACAUCGACAUACGCUGCAAGUUCCCCGAACAACAAGCGGCCGCCGUAAUAGCCGCGAUCAAGGGGACGAGACUGCUUAUAGUAGUGGUCGGCUGUCUCCAACAGCAGGGGGUAUUCGUCGAACGUCGCUCAGUUUGGUUCGGCGGGCUACAAAAACCAAUCAUUCGGACUCGGUUCCUGACGAUGCCAACCCGAACGAGGAUGCAGCGCGCUGGGCAGAAGCGAUCAAGCAGAGGAGAGCGUCAAGAAGGAAACGCCGGGAUGACGACGACGACGACCGCGUCAUCGUUGGAACAAAAGUCGACCAGAACCACGUGAACUGGGUGACUGCGUACAAUAUGCUGACUGGAAUUCGCUUUACGGUGUCGAGAAUCAACGCAAAAAUGGACCGGGAGUUAACACCCGCAGAUUUCGAAGCCAAGCAUAAAUUCUCUUUCGACAUUACUGGUAACGAGCUGACGCCCUCUGCAAAAUACGACUUCAAGUUUAAGGACUAUGCGCCGUGGGUUUUCCGGCAUUUGCGAGCCAAGUUCCGCCUUGAUCCGGCCGACUAUUUGAUGUCCCUGACCAGCAAGUAUAUCCUCUCCGAGCUGGGCUCGCCAGGAAAGAGCGGAAGCUUCUUCUACUUCUCCAGGGACUACAAAUACAUUAUCAAGACUAUUCACCACUCCGAACACAAACUGCUGCGAAAGAUCCUUCCAGAAUAUUACAAACAUGUGGAGCAGAAUCCUAACACAUUGAUAUCACAAUUCUAUGGUCUUCACCGGGUGAAGAUGGCAUACGGGCGCAAGAUCCACUUUGUGGUCAUGAAUAACCUCUUCCCUCCCCACCGCGACAUCCACCAAACCUUCGAUCUGAAGGGGUCCACAAUCGGCCGGGACCUUCGGGAGCAGGAUCUUGAGAGGAAUCCGCGGGCCACUUUGAAGGAUCUAAACUGGCUUCGCAGAGGUCGUCACCUGGAGUGCGGGCCUUCGAAACGGGAAUUCUUCCUCGCUCAGCUGGAACGCGAUGUUGAGCUACUGAAAAAGCUGAAGAUAAUGGAUUACUCUCUUCUGGUGGGCAUUCACGAUCUUGGGAGAGGCAACGAAGAAAAGCUUCGCGACAAGACGUUGCAAGUGUUUCAACCGGGAGGUGACCGUGAAGAAGAGACGAGUCCGAACAUGCUGAUGCGCACUCCUUCCAAGCUGGAAAACGAACGCAAGGCACGUGAGCUGCGGAUGCUCAUCAAAAAAGAGCGUCCUGUGCCGCUUGAUAAAGCCGCUGCAAAAAUGCCUGAAGAGAUUCUGGAUGAGAGACAGUAUCAUGUCUUUUAUGCAGACGACGGAGGGUUCCGAGCUACUCACGAGAACGGCCAGCCUGGAGAUGAGAUCUAUUACCUUGGCAUAAUUGACUGUCUGACACAUUACGGGACCGUGAAGAAACUGGAAAACUUCUUCAAAGGGCUUUCCCAUGAUCGCGGCCAGAUCUCUCCAAUUCCGCCUGAGAGCUACGGCGAGCGGUUUGUUAAUUUCAUCAGGGGCAUUACUAUGUCCAAGGAGGAAGUCGAACGGCAUAGAGAAGCUCGAGCGCAGGGCAAAACAUCAGCGGAACGAACCGAGUCUGUCGAACGAACAAUGCAGGCUGCCGAGAAGGAGGCCGCAAAGGACGUCUCGACCACGCAUCCUCGAACGCUUUCAACUGUCUGGGACCCUGCGGAUGCCAACGGGCCAGGUCCGACUUCGACACUGCCCAUAGUGGACGAAGCCGGUGAGCAGAGCAGUGUUGGUGGACAGAGCCAGCAUAGCCGACAAGGACCAUCGCUCACAGAAAAGGAUCUGCCGCCCUUGCCUGGCAUGGGCAAUUCGCAAGACGGUCCAAAAGGGAAAGGAGUUUCUUAUAGCAGCCCGAACGGCACAUUAUCACCCUUAGCAAGCCGAUAACCGGCAUCGCCCUUAUACGACCCGCCACUCCAUUUCUGUUUCUGGCGUGCUGUUUUCGGUCGAUUAUCUCAUGAUAUCCCCAUUCGCAGUCAAUGACGCUUUGUUACUUGGGCGCCAUAGAUCGUUUACCUUGCAUGUUCGUGCGACGCAUCUUCUCCCGCCAUCUAUCGGUUCUUUACCAAUCCUUGAGCAGACCAAUUUUGUGAUAGUGUCCAUGUUAC